AUGUCUUCGUCUCUGAAAUCUCUGGCUCUGCGCGUGCCCAGAGCAACUUCCAGCAAGUCUCCUACGGCCAUUAUCCGAUGCUGCUCGAAAGCUUCCAUGUCGACCGCCACUCGACCGGCCGGCCUCACAAACGCCGCUCCCUCGCAACCGAGUAGCUAUGCCAUGUCCAUGAAAUUGCACAGCUACAGCCUUGCUGCAUCGAGCAAAUCCGUUCUUCGACUUGUUCCGAGGGCCCGCACGACCUCACCUAUGACGAUUACCUCGCAGGCUCGAUGCUUUGCCAGUGCCGCCUCAUCAACGUCCAGCUCGGGGACUUCCUCCGGGGCAGGUGCCGCUGCAUCCAAGUCCACUCUAGACUGGGACUCUUUCUUCAAGUUGCGACUUCGCCGUCGACGUAUCCAGCUGUUCUUCUCCGUAACGACGGGCUUGCUUGGUGGUGCCGGUGGUGCCAUUCUGCUGUCCACGGGCAUGGCGGAGCCCGUGGUGAUGCAAAUUCCUCUGGACCCCUUCGUCACACUGGGUCUCAUGACGCUGGCUUGUGCUGCCAUGGGGUGGCUCGUGGGCCCUAGCAUUGGAAACCAGGUGUUUUACCUUCUCAACCACCGCCUGAAGGCCCAAAUGAUGAGCAAGGAGACGGAGUUUUUUGCCAGGGUGAAGAAGAACCGAGUUGAUCCUACCAACUCCAGUGCAGGUAAUCCAGUGCCCGAUUUCUACGGCGAAAAGAUCCAAAGCGUCUCCGGAUACCGACAAUGGCUCAAGGACCAGCGGGCCUUCAACAAGAAGAAGACUAGGGCGUUUGUGUGA
Metarhizium robertsii ARSEF 23 is the source of this 804-nucleotide messenger RNA. Its product is annotated as Mitochondrial import protein Pam17. NCBI's taxonomy places the organism in Eukaryota, Fungi, Ascomycota, Sordariomycetes, Hypocreales, Clavicipitaceae. Gene Ontology annotation, biological process: protein import into mitochondrial matrix. Gene Ontology annotation, cellular component: PAM complex, Tim23 associated import motor. The record is from RefSeq and is a predicted model, not a curated record. The transcript is spliced from 2 exons. The coding region runs from base 1 to 804 and encodes 267 amino acids.